Amoebophrya sp. A25 is the source of this 696-nucleotide messenger RNA. The record is from the annotation of a GenBank genome assembly. NCBI's taxonomy places the organism in Eukaryota, Dinophyceae, Syndiniales, Amoebophryaceae.
GUUCCGAUCAUUUUCGCUGCCUCAAAUUACGGGUAGGUUAAAGGUGCUUUUCUUACCGCUUUUUAUGCCUCUCCUAAGGGAGAAAGGCAUAACAAGCGGGGUAAGCGAGCACCAGCAACCUACCUCUAAUCAAAAAUGCUGUUGUUGGAAGAGGAACGACGCCUGUUGAUCAUAGCCAUAGUGCUCAUGGUCAAAGACAUCCAAUAUCUUCGCGUAAAACGACUUCGAAUGGUCCUGGCCGAGCUACCAUGUACGUUUUGGAGCAUAAUCUAGGUUAAGGCUGCUCAUCAACCUACUAGGUAGCUACAACUACAACAACUAAUCAUUUACGUUCUUGUAGUUCACAGGGUAUUAUUUUCAUGGGUAAGUGUUUUUCUAAAAAGUCGUGGUCUUACAACUUAAGGUGCGUUGUUGACUAACUGGCGUUGCCUCAAGUCGAGCAUGCUCGUACAACUUUUUCGCAGUAGUUUUCUGGUUGGAUCAUGAUAACUGUUCAUCUGAGAUGGACAUGUUUUUCUGAACCUCUACUUCUGAACCUCCUCUACUUAUGAUCUAAUGGGGUCGGAAAAAGAAGCAAGUUCGCAAGAGUUACGUGGGCGUGAAAUACUUUGGUCGGCUCCUGCGCAAAAUGAGGCCAUCUAACGCUUUCUUCCGCCUGGUAGAGGAGGCCUUUGACCAUGCAGCACAAGAUGGUGC